CACUGACUGUGAAUGACAGUUAGGGAUAUUCAAGUGAGAGAUGUGGAUCUGAAAGGAGGAUCCAUGCCUGUCAUGCAAGAACAAGAUGUGCGGUCCUCAAGAAGACCAUCACUGAUCCUGAAAAAUCAAGAUCUUCAGCAUGUCUCCAAGGUAUCACGGAAGCAACUUGAGGACCAAUAUUUCUGUCUACAGGAGGAGAUCACACUCCUCAAACAACAUGUUCAUAUACUAGAGCAGAAGCUGCACAGGUUCACCACUAAAUUGUCAAAGCUGAGAAACGGACAUUCUGGCUUGGCUGUGGGGCAAAAUAUUGAUGCUAAAGAUACUAUUGAGAAGCUGAAAGAUCGUGUUGCUACUCUGGAGAGCCAGAAGGAGGUGUUACAGAGAAAGCUUCGUAUGACCAGACAGAAAAUCCUGGCUCUGGGCAAACAAGUUCACCAAAGUCCACGCAUGGGACAAGGUGUACAACGACGGGGAGAAGUCAGACAGACAGCUCAAACAGUCCCAGCUCACUAUGCCCUCAGCUCCACUGAUGAUUACAAAAGACUGACUGAAAAAUUCCAUACUCUGCUCUUCUUCAUUAGUUGUAUAGAACCACAGCCAGUGAGGAAAAUGGAACUUGAGUUGGCUAUUCAAUCCCUCAGAGAAACCUUGAACUUAAAGGAGAAAGAACUAGAAUAUCCUAAGAAAGAAGUGCACAAACAGCAAAUUGAUGGACUCCGACUGACCAUAAAAGAUAAUGUUGGUGUGAUCAGACUGCAGAAACAGCUCUCUCAUGAAAGGACUGCUCUUUUGGUCAUUAAGGACAAAUUUACGGUUCUAAAACAGGCUUAUGAGGCCCAGCUGGAAGAGGGCCAAAAAUCACUGCAGGAGAGCCAGGGGACUUUACUGGGAAAAGUUGGGCAGCUGAGUGAGCAACUGAAACAGGAAAAGCAGAAGGUGAUGAUCCUAGGUGGUCAACUUAAUACUGCCACUAUCUCACUGCACAACUUGGCAGAGCUUCAGGAGAGGGUCUCAGACAUUGAAAGGGAGAGAAGUCUCUUGAAGAGGAACUAUAAUGCUCUACUGCUUAGCACUCUGUCUGCCCAUAGCCACCAUAAUGAACAUGAGAGUGAAAAAGAGAGUGAUAGAAAGGAAGUGGAGGACUGGAGAGUUGAAAUAUCAGUACUGGAAAAGAAGCUGGAAGAUGAAAAAAGAGAGAGGGAAAAGCUGGAGCAGGAAAAAAAGUGGGUGGUACAAGACUAUGAAAGGAAUCAAAUGGAAAGAGCACAAGAAAGGGCCAUGACCAUGACCCUUAGAGAAAAACAUGACUUCCUGGAGCAAGAAGUUCUACAAUACAAAAAGCAUGUGAUAUCCCUACAAGAGAAACUAAACAGAGUAUCAAAAGAUUUUCAUAUGGAUGUGGAAGACCUAAGUGAAGUUUUGAUGCAGAUGAAGGCUUUACGAUUGCAGCAUGAGAGUUGCAAAGGUCUGACAGACCUGAUGAGUAAUGAGAAGGUCAAAGACCCAUCAGGAGAGCUGGCUGCUCUACAGGCCUCACAUGCAGAAACAAUAUUAGAGCUGCAGAAAACUCGGGAAUUGUUGGUAAUGCAGCAUAAGCUCAAUAGUGACCUGCAGGCUGAUGUGAAGAUGGAAAAGGAGAGAGCAGAAAAAGAAAGAGAAUGGAAAAGAAGGGAGGUCAAUGAAAAAGACAAACUGUUGAAAGAUAGGGAUCUUCAAAUCAACAGUUUAAAAGCUCAGCUGAAAGACUUAACAUACCAUGCUAGAAAAUACAAUCAGAUUAUACCAGAGCAAUACAUAUGGACAGGAGUGGAUCAGGAAUUAGUCCAGAUUAUGGAGGGGAAUACCAGAUUAAAUCAGUUCCAAGAUGAAGGAUCCUUGCUUGAAAUCAGCCUCAUGGGAGCUACAUUUACCCCUCUGGGACUGAAACUCAUGAGACAGCAGAGAGGUGUGGAUACCAGUGGUCCCCAUGAGGUGGUAACAUUUUGUACCUACACAUUCCUUGAUUUUGAAAUGCACUCAACCCCACUGAGUUCAGGGACACAGCCAAACUAUGGCUUCACAUCCUGCUAUGACCUCACUGGCCACAGCCCCACCAAACUUGAAGGUCAAGCGGCUUUUGCAAAUGUUGAAGUACAUCAGGCACUAGGAGGAGUGCAAUUCAUAACCCAGGGCAGAGCAAGAAUACCCCUCAUGCAAAUGUUACAGCACAGAGGAGAAAAAGUAAAAGGGAGAGUCAACAUUACAGGUUCCAAAGGGGAGAUAAUAGGGGUGCUGGAAUUCUGGGUCCGUCUGUUCUCUGGAGUGGAGCCAAAAGAUAUUCAUACAGAUAGAAUGACAGAAAAAAUGAUGGACAGCAUGACUGACCUGCCUAUAGCCAGAAAUUUAUACAGGAGUCACAUACAGCCUGAACCAGAGCCUUCCAAUCUACCACUUAAAAUGUAUAGUCCUGUAAGAUCACAACAACCCCAGUUUCCUGCACCCAAGUCACCUCCAAGGGAACCAGGAGCUAAAUGGAUACAGUUUCCAAUUUACAGUCAAACCUGUCAUAUAAGGUCUUUCAACCACAGUCUGAAUAUGCCUGACUCUCGUCACAUCUCAACUAGCAGCAAGCAAAUGAGCUUAAGACAUCAUUCAAAGGCAAGGGAACAGGAAGACAAGGAGAAGAGAAAAGAAGAAUCCCAGUCUGUAAGUCUGAGAGACCUAAAGGACAGUGAAGUUCUAGACUCUUUGGACUCCAUCACCACCAGUGAUAGUGAUGUUAUCAUUCCCCAGCCUCAAAGACCUGUCAAGGAGGGCAACAGACUUAAAAUUGAGAUAUUAUCACUUUUGUUUGAACCAUCCUCAAGUGUUGCUUUAGACCAAUCUGUGCAGCAAGUUUAUGUGAAGUACCGCCUCAUAGGCAUUCCCAUGGAAACCACAGAAACCCCCAUGUCUCUGCAAAAACCAAAAGAUGGGGAAGAAAUACAUUUCAACUUUUGUAGAGUCAUACAUGUUGACUCCAUGAGGGCAGUGCCUCUGAGGCAGUACCUCUAUACUAUGCUGGAAAGGACCGAUGCUGGACAGGGCAGGUUAAAGUUCACUGUGGUCAGUGAGCCGUUGAAUGAAGAAAAUGAAUGUGUGGAUGUUGGUCAUGCCUACUUGGACUUGCAGGAAUUACUUCUUAGAGGGAAUGAUGUAACUGAAAGCCAAAUUGAUAUUGUCAGAAUGGAUGGUGAUCAGGAGGUGGUGGGGAGGCUGAGAGUGUCUUUAGAGGCUGCACAAGCUUUAACCAGAAUCUCAUGAGAGUACCCCAACUAGGAAGACUGGAAAGAGAGAAUGAUAGACACAGAAUGCAGAGCAAAAGGAAGAGGCCAGAAAAAGAGUAAUGAAUUGAGAAUAAGAAAUCCUAGUUGUUGAUCUUGAUUAAUUUAUCUGAAAAUCCUAAAUAAAUUCCU
This is a messenger RNA of Neoarius graeffei (lesser salmon catfish), 3437 nucleotides long. RefSeq names its product RPGR interacting protein 1 (gene rpgrip1). The record is from RefSeq and is a predicted model, not a curated record. Gene Ontology annotation, biological process: non-motile cilium assembly; retinal rod cell development. The coding region runs from base 13 to 3285 and encodes 1090 amino acids. The transcript has 24 exons. Gene Ontology annotation, cellular component: photoreceptor connecting cilium. Lineage: Eukaryota; Metazoa; Chordata; Actinopteri; Siluriformes; Ariidae.